Molecule: messenger RNA, 405 nt
Organism: Anoplophora glabripennis (Asian longhorned beetle)
Lineage: Eukaryota; Metazoa; Arthropoda; Insecta; Coleoptera; Cerambycidae
Product: stress response protein NST1-like
Exons: 1
Coding region: 1-405 (134 amino acids)
Source: RefSeq, a predicted model, not a curated record
AUGGGGGGAAGUAGCGAAAUUUCAAGUAGCGAGGAAAACUACAAGACUUCGGAAAUGAUGUCUACGGACGAGGCGGGGGGAAGAAGUACAAGGGAGUUGACGGUCAAGUUGGGGAAGAGAGGAGGAAAUGAAAGAAAGGAGAGAGACGAAGAGCAGGGCGAAUCCUCAGAGGAGCCGCCGGUAAGGAUCAGAAGGAAAUGCACAAAGAUGGCAGAGGAAGAGGAACUAGUGAGAAAGAUCGUGGAGGAUGAAAGAGCAAGAGAGGAAGCAGGAAUAAGGAGGAGAAUCGAGAAAGAGGAGACAACUAGGAGGCAUAGUGAGAGGCAGAAAGAGAUGGAGAGGAAACUGGAGGAGCAGAAGCGUAAGGAACGAGAGGAAAUGAAGAGUAGAAGCCGAAAAGAAUAA